AUGCAGAGGGAGUCAGAAGGAGUCAUGCAGAGGGAGUCAUGCAGAGGGAGUCAGAGGGAGUCAUACAGAGGGAGUCAUGCAGAGGGAGUCAUGCAGAGGGAGUUAGAGGGUGUCAUGCAGAGGGAGUCAGAGGGAGUCAUACAGAGGGAGUCAUGCAGAGGGAGUCAUGCAGAGGGAGUCAUGCAGAGGGAGUCAGAGGGAGUCAUGCAGAGGGAGUCAGAGGGAGUCAUACAGAGGGAGUCAUACAGAGGGAGUCAUGCAGAGGGAGUCAUGCAGAGGGAGUUAGAGGGAGUCAUGCAGAGGGAGUCAUGCAGAGGGAGUUAG
Knipowitschia caucasica is the source of this 324-nucleotide messenger RNA. Lineage: Eukaryota; Metazoa; Chordata; Actinopteri; Gobiiformes; Gobiidae. The record is from the annotation of a GenBank genome assembly.